GCCCCCGCCGCGCGCUCUCGGGAGGCGGCAGCAGCGGCGGCGGCAGUAUCCAUCCAGAGCAUCAGCAGUCUCGGCAGCAUCCCAGCAUCCUCGGGCGGGGCCGGCCGUCGGACGGACGGACAGAGGUUGCCUGGGGCGAGUGGCCGCCCAGGCCGGCCAUGGAGGGCUCCUCGUUCGGCGCCGGCCGCGCAGGGGCCGCCCUAGACCCAGUGAGCUUCGCGCGGCGGCCGCAGACUCUGCUGAGGGUCGCGUCCUGGGUGUUCUCCAUCGCCGUGUUUGGGCCUAUAGUCAACGAGGGCUACGUGAACGCCGACAGCGGCCCAGAACUGCGCUGCAUCUUCAAUGGGAACGCGGGCGCCUGCCGCUUCGGGGUCGUGCUGGGACUCGGGGCUUUCCUCGCCUGCGCCGCCUUCUUGCUGCUCGACGUGCGCUUCCAGCAGAUCAGCAGCGUCCGCGACCGUCGUCGAGCCGUUCUGCUGGACCUGGGGUUCUCAGGUCUCUGGUCCUUCCUAUGGUUCGUGGGCUUCUGCUUCCUCACCAAUCAGUGGCAGCGCACCGCGCCAGGGCCCAGUACCACACAGGCUGGGGACGCUGCUCGGGCUGCCAUCGCUUUCAGCUUCUUCUCAAUCCUCAGCUGGGUGGCGCUCACCGUGAAGGCCCUGCAGCGAUUCCGACUGGGGACCGACAUGUCACUCUUUGCCACAGAGCAGCUGGGCGCCAGGGCAGGCCAGGCCUACCCUGGCUACCCGGUGGGCAGCGGCGUGGAAGGCACCGAGACCUACCAGAGCCCGCCCUUUACCGAGACCCUGGACACCAGCCCCAAAGGGUACCAGGUGCCUGCCUAUUAGUGGCUGGCAGGUGCAGGCAAGGGCUCAAAAGCCACCCCACCAAUUCAGGCCCCAAGGCCACCUGGGACUUCCCUCAGGUCCUCCCCACCCAGCGCCAGGGACACGGGGGGUGGCCAUUGUGGGCUUCCAUGGGCCAAGUGGAGGGAGCCCCUCUGGGAUGCCUGGGCUGUCCCCACCAACCCCCCCUACCAAGAUGGCCCAGACCUGAGAUCCUGGAAGAGGGCAGCACAGCCUGGGAUGGGCUAGGGAAGAAGAGGCAGUCCCUUCUUGAAGUAGGCAACCUGGGGCUUACCUGUCCACUCCAAUGCCGGGGGUCCAGCUGCUAUACACAGCCUGGUGCUGGGCUUCCCAGAACCGGGGGUAAGGACACUAAUCUCACCUUGAGGCCAGAGAUUGUGGCCACUGUUCCCAUCCCCAGUUCCUAUGGAUAGUGACUACCUUUGCUGUUGUAUUGGUUGCCCUCUCUGGAGCCUCCCUUCAUUUUGACUCAUAGACUCUAGAGCAGCCUGGCCUGUUAGUGUUGUGAUUGUGGUGAAGUCUUCAGGUUUCAUCUCAUAGUACCCUAUAAGCUGCCCCUCUUUGUGGGCCGUUCUGGCCAGGAAGGCACAAGACACCUGUGGGUUCUGGGCAACAGCCCUUCAGUAAGACCUUGCCUAAAGGAAGAGUGGAACACCUAGGUGCCAGGCAAGACACGCUUAUAAUCAGGAGAGUACUGGAGGUUCCGCCUGCCAACAGUGCCCUUGGAGACAGCCAUUCCUGCAAACUGUCUUACCUUGGCUUCCUGGACCAGUUUCUCCCUCCCUAACCUGCACCCUGUUUUAAGGCCCAGCCCUGGGGGGUUCCCCUGCGUAGCUGACUAUUCAUGCAUUGCACAAAGCUGGCUUUUCACAUAAAGUUAAACCAGAAAUGUUGCCAUAUUUCAUUCUUACAGACAGAUGCCUCCCUCUGGAGUUGCGGUUGAGUGACAUCUCUAUACAUUGUAGCAUAGAACGAUUAUUUAAGUGAUAUUUAAGUGAAUAUGUUUACAGUUUUUGUAUAUAUGGAUCUCUCUUCUGAAAGAACAAUCCAUGAUUGUGUAUUUUCAGUGUCCCAUAUUCCGACUGCAACUUCUUUACAAUAAAGAUUGUAAAUGCGUUGACUGUGA
Heterocephalus glaber (naked mole-rat) is the source of this 1992-nucleotide messenger RNA. It is a transcript of the gene Syngr3, whose product is annotated as synaptogyrin 3. Gene Ontology annotation, cellular component: neuromuscular junction; synaptic vesicle membrane. Lineage: Eukaryota; Metazoa; Chordata; Mammalia; Rodentia; Bathyergidae. The record is from RefSeq and is a predicted model, not a curated record.